CAGAUGUGAAAUGUUUUUCAGCUAGAAAUUUUGGGUGAUUUUCAGGUGAAUCGGACGUUUCUGAUCCCUGUUUAACACAAUGUCCACUCAAAUCAAUUGGUUCGGUGUCAGGGUUUGUAUAUUCAUGUCACUUCUAUCUUUCGAGGCAUUGUCAUACACUAAUGACCUUGAAGUUCAAACUCUGAGAGAGAUGUACAUGGCCAUGGGCAGUCCACCCCAGUUGGAUAACUGGAACCUCAAUGAUGGUCACUCCGACCCAUGCAAGGAAGCAUGGAGAGGAGUUGGAUGCUCAGGACCUGUGGUGACUCAAAUUAAUCUCAAAGGUCUAAACCUCACGGGCGUAGUAGCAUACCAUAUAUUCAAUCUGCAAAGCUUGACGCAUUUUUUCAGGUAGAACUUGAAGGUUGCUGCCAUCGCUCGUUGCUUCGGGGAGAUCAAGGGAAGAAGACGUAGUUCGUGCUUCUUCCGUUUCUGUUUUGAAAACAAUUUAAAUAAUGCUCAUGGAUAUUUUAUUCAAAUAAUUACUUGGGGGCUUGUAUGCCCAUGUUUGCCAAGUGUGGCAUAAACUCUUGUAUUAAAUGUUUCCGCUGCAUUAAAUGAAUAUUUUACAUUAUGUUGUUUA
Cuscuta epithymum is the source of this 622-nucleotide messenger RNA. The record is from the annotation of a GenBank genome assembly. Lineage: Eukaryota; Viridiplantae; Streptophyta; Magnoliopsida; Solanales; Convolvulaceae.